UUGCUUUCGCAGGAAGUCCCAGGGGACAAAAAAAUAUGGGAGGAAGCUAGUUUUUAGGGUUUCUUGGCGAGAGCUGGAGGAGGAGGCUCGAUGGACGACGCGACGCUCCACCAGGUCGUGCAGCAGCACGGGAUCAGCGUUCUUGGCCAGCAUCACCAGCCGAUUUCGGAGCAUGCGCCAUCGUCGCUGGUCCAAUCGCUCGCGCUUCAUGUGUCUUUCGAUCAUGGAUAUUUCCUGACCGUGAGAGCGAUUCAAGAACUCCGCGACAAGAGGAAUUGCUCAGUCUCUGUCGGCAUCGGAGGUCCCAGUGGAUCAGGGAAAACCAGCUUGGCGGCAAGAAUCGCGUCGGUUCUUGGUGGCGUUGUCAUUUCCAUGGAGAAUUAUCAUGACCCUCGAUUGCCUGUUGACGACAGCAACGAUAAAGAUUCAGUCGACUUCGACUUGCUGAUAAAAAAUCUAGAAGACUUGCUAAAGGGGAAGGAUAUCACGGUCCCAUCGUUCGAUUUUCAGCAGAAAAAGCGGACAGGCUUUAAACCUCUUAAAGCUCCAAAGUCGGGAGUGGUUAUUGUCGAUGGAACAUACGCAUUGCAUGCAAAAUUGCGGUCAUUUUUGGACAUACGAGUUGCUGUGGUAGGAGGCGUGCAUUUCAGCUUGCUAUCCAAGGUCCGGAGAGAUAUCGGAGAUACUUUUUCUCUGGAUCAUCUUCUGGACAGCAUAUUUCCAAUGUUCAGAACGCACAUAGAGCCUGACCUCCAUCACGCCCAGAUCAGAAUUAGCAACACUUUUGUUUCUUCUUUACGAGAGCCUUAUUACAUUUUGAAAUGCGAGAAGCAGGUGCUUAAGACGUCGUUAGAGUUCCUGUUCAGCUCGUCCAAAAUUCGCCAUGAACAGUUCAUCGAAAUGUAUUUGCGACCACCUACACUUUUCGAGAAUAGUAAGCCAAGUGAUUGGAUCAGAAUGCGACAAUGUGGGAUAAGAUACGAUCUUGCCGAGAGCGAUCAAAGAAUCGUGGAUAAAAAUUUUGUAAUCAAGCCGAAAGUGGAGUUUGAGGUGGGUAAAACGACUUUGGGAGGACUAUUGGCACUGGGUUACCAGGUUGCGGUUAGCUACAAACGUGACUCUGCA
Molecule: messenger RNA, 1125 nt
Organism: Selaginella moellendorffii
Lineage: Eukaryota; Viridiplantae; Streptophyta; Lycopodiopsida; Selaginellales; Selaginellaceae
Product: uridine-cytidine kinase C
Exons: 10
Cellular component (GO): cytoplasm
Molecular function (GO): ATP binding; kinase activity
Source: RefSeq, a predicted model, not a curated record